Messenger RNA from Lolium rigidum, 1005 nucleotides. RefSeq lists its product as uncharacterized. The coding region runs from base 1 to 1005 and encodes 334 amino acids. Lineage: Eukaryota; Viridiplantae; Streptophyta; Magnoliopsida; Poales; Poaceae. The record is from RefSeq and is a predicted model, not a curated record. The transcript has a single exon.
AUGGACGAGAAGCGGCGGCUCUGGAUGGAGGAGGCGCUCACGGUGCCGGAGACGCUCCUGCACGUCGGCACCUCGGAGGGAGCCCUCGCCAGCAUCGACGACGCCUGCAAGCUGCUCGGCGACAACAUCUGGGGAUCCGAGCACGACGACUACAACUACGACGACGCCGAGUCCGCGCCCGACUCCUUCUCCCAGCUAUCCGAGCACGGCGACGACUCCAGGGUCCUCCUGGCCACCUCCUGCGGCCUCGAGCACACCAUCUGCACCCGCCUGCUCACCGCCGUCGGCGCCGAGCAGAACUUCCGCCCCGUGCUCCCGUUCUACCCCACCAGCGCCGGCAACGGCAUCUUCGGCUCCCAGAGCGACGAGACCCGCAUCGCCCGGACCGCCGAGCGCUACUUCGGCUCCGAGGGAUUCAGUUCCCAGAGCGACGAGACCGACAUCGCCCGGGACGCCGAGCGCUACUUCGGCUCCGAGGGAUUCAGUUCCCAGAGCGACGAGAUCGACAUCUCCCGGGACGGCGCGCGCUACGACGAGCUCUUCCACGGCACGCUGAUCGGCAACGCGGCCUUCGACUACUGGGCCAACCGCAUCGCCGGCGCGCACGCUCCCGACGGGCCCCUCGCCGCCGCCCACCGCGAGAUCACGCGCCUCGUCGCGCUCCACGGCGAGGCCGGCCACGUCCUGGCCCACUGCGCCGCGCCCCUCGGCCUCCCCCUCCGCCACGACGGCGACGACCCGGACCGGGCCGCCUUCCUCCCCAACGCGCACGCCGCGCUGCGGAGCCUGGGCGCCGCAGCGUCGGCCACCGCCGCGGCCGAGGACUUGAUCCGCUCGCGGUCCACGGCGCGCUCCUGCAGCGGGUCGUGGUCCGUGGUGACGCGGCUCGUCGACGACGCCAGGCGCGACGUCCUCGAGGCGCGCUGCGCGGUGGAGCGGAUGCAAGACGCCGCGGUGGCCGACUUCUUCCACGCCUGGAAGGUCAUCAAGCGCGCUCCGUCCUGA